AGCUUCCGGCUUCUUCCUAUUGUAUGAGAUUAACAAAACAGAUACAGUCGGUACUACAGUGAGUAGAUAUUAUAGUUAUAUAGAGGGUACAGUUCAUCCCUUAGACAGUUUUUUCUCUUUGCCUGGACGUUUCGCCUCUUGUUUAUCGUGUAGGAUUAACUAGGAACUGUCGACUGUCAACUAAAGUAGAUUAUUUUAGCUCGAAGCGGAUUGCAGCCAUGAUGGCGUCAAGCUACAACGCUAAGGAAGAGGACGGACACCCCUCGGGUGCUUCGAACCACGGAGGCGCAGUGGCAGCGAAAAGUAAAAAGCCGGAUAACACUGCGUUCAAGCAGCAGAGACUACCAGCCUGGCAGCCCAUCCUGACAGCAGGCACCGUGCUGCCUGCUUUCUUCGUAAUCGGUCUCAUCUUCAUCCCCAUCGGCAUCGGCCUGUAUGUUUCAUCAAACAACAUCAAAGAGUUCAAGAUUGAUUACACUGGUGUGGAGAGUUCCGAUCCAUGCUACAGCUGUGCAAAGAACUUUAGCUGGAACAGCACAACACCAUGUGUCUGCUCUUUGUCCUUCACAUUGAAGCAGCCAUUUGAGAGCAAUGUCUUUAUGUACUACGGCUUAUCCAACUUCUAUCAGAACCACAGACGCUAUGUGAAGUCCAGGGAUGACAGCCAACUGAAUGGUGACCUGUCUGCUUUGAAGAACCCCAGCAAGGAAUGUGAACCGUACCGUACAAGUGAAGGACUGCCCAUUGCUCCAUGUGGGGCCAUAGCGAACAGCCUUUUCAAUGACACUCUGGAGCUGUAUUAUAUUGAUUCCAAUGGCACCAGAAAUGCAAUUCCGCUGGUAAAGAAAGGCAUUGCAUGGUGGACAGACAAGCACGUGAAGUUCAGGAAUCCUGGUGGAAACAACAACCUUACUGCAGCUUUCCAAGGCACCAAUAAGCCAGUGAACUGGAGAAAGCCAGUGUACGAGUUGGACCCAACAGAUUCUGAGAACAACGGCUUUAUCAAUGAGGACUUCAUUGUGUGGAUGCGCACGGCUGCGUUGCCUACCUUUCGCAAGCUCUAUCGCAUCAUCCAGAAGAAGUCUAGCACAAUCCCCACUCUACCCAGUGGCAAUUACGCCUUGGACAUCACUUACAAUUACCCAGUGCUCAGCUUUGAUGGUCGCAAGCGCAUGAUCCUGAGUACCAUCUCCUGGAUGGGAGGAAAGAACCCCUUCCUUGGCAUUGCCUACAUCACCGUGGGCUCGAUCUGCUUCUUCCUGGGUGUGGUUCUGCUCAUCAUCCACCAUAAAUAUGACACCCGUAACACCAGUGCAGAUAUUCCAAGUUAAUCUGUUCGUGUAUCGCGUUUCCGUGUCUCUGCAUGCAUGGAUGAACCCAAGGGGAUGCGUUCUGGAACGCUUGUAGAUUAUUUAAAUUUUUUUUGCCGUGAAUACACUGGUCUGUGUUAUUGUCUGUUGUGUGUUUGUGCAAGGACAGCAGUGUCUUAAGUGUUUCAUCAAAAGCUGUGUUUAAGUGUAACUAAGGCAAAAGAUUGGUGCUAGAGUCUGUCUCUGUGCACAUACCUUCAUGUCAGCAGCUGAGAAUGUCAUUGUCCUGUCUUCAAAAGAAAGUUUUUAUCUUCUAUUUGUCUUUACAUUAUAAACGUAUGUUUUAUUUUAGCAGUGCUUCGCGAAUGGCUUAGUUAUUAAAGGAUGUAAGUAUUUUAAACGCAAGUUUUUGUCCAUACUCUGUACUGUAAUAUGUCCUGCUGAUGAAUGUACCAUUAUAUUUCAUUGACAUACCUCUGUGGUCUUUGAGAUUACCUUGAAUAUAGGAUGGCAUAGUCAUUGCUUGUGUGCCGUUUAUUAUGGUAAACAUUGAUGUGUAACAAGAAGAAUUUUAUCCUUGGAGAGUCCAAGAAUACUCAUGACAAGUUGUACCAAAAAUGGGGAUCCUCACUGUUGUGACUGGUUCUAUAAAGAGACUGAGCCAGUCAUUUGGCAUCUUUUUAAAUUUAGACUCUAAUGCUUAUUAAUGAUAAUGUUAACCUAUACCACUAUAUCCAGUAUUCUCAGCUCUAAAACUCUGGGUAGCAUCUCUGCGUUCUUCAAUGUUGACCAAAUGAUAUGCACUUUAAAAGUGUCAUGUUUGUUCAUUUUCCCCCUUGUUUCACUUCAUCUUCUGUUAAAAUAUUACGAUCCUGAUUCAUUUAUAUUAAGUAAAUUGUUUGAACUAUAAAUUUAUGGGUUUUAUAAGGUUUGUAGGGUCGAAUUAAACAACUUCCUGACUGUA
This is a messenger RNA of Micropterus salmoides (largemouth bass), 2274 nucleotides long. Its product is annotated as cell cycle control protein 50A-like. The record is from RefSeq and is a predicted model, not a curated record. Gene Ontology annotation, cellular component: endoplasmic reticulum; plasma membrane; Golgi apparatus. Bases 219 to 1331 code for a protein of 370 amino acids. Lineage: Eukaryota; Metazoa; Chordata; Actinopteri; Centrarchiformes; Centrarchidae. Gene Ontology annotation, biological process: phospholipid translocation. The transcript is spliced from 7 exons.